Molecule: messenger RNA, 3841 nt
Organism: [Torrubiella] hemipterigena
Lineage: Eukaryota; Fungi; Ascomycota; Sordariomycetes; Hypocreales; Clavicipitaceae
Source: the annotation of a GenBank genome assembly
AUCGGAGCACGUAUCGGCUCAUCGGUGCCCGCGCGGCUCAUUUAUUUUUUUUUGGCUUGGGGCCACGCCAAAGAGGUGGUGGUCCCCCCACGAGAAUUGCACGACUCGGACCGCAACGGAGACCUGGGAGCUUUUCUCCCCCACAGACAAAAGCAGCAACUCCAAUUUCGUUUUCUCUUUGUAUUUUCUUCUGUUACAACUACCAAACAAAUCACAACUUCUCCGUCUGCCUGUUCUGUCGCGCGCAAUGGAGGCUCCCGUUCUCGACACCGAGGCGCCCCCCGCCAACUCCAACCAGGCCGCUAAGGAUCUCUUCUCCGGUGCCAUGGGCGGUAUUGCUCAGGUUCUUAUUGGCCAGCCCUUCGACAUCGUCAAGGUCCGUCUGCAGACCACCACCCAAUACUCCGGCGCCCUACAGGCCGCUGCCUCUAUCUACAAGACCGAGGGCCCUCUCGCCUUCUACAAGGGCACGCUGACCCCCCUCAUUGGUAUCGGUGCCUGCGUGUCCGUCCAGUUUGGCGCCUACCACUCUGCCCGCCGCUGGUUUGAGGCGCGCAACCAAGACGCCACUGGCAAGCCCGGCCUCUCCUACGGCCAGUACUUCGUCGCCGGUGCCUUUGCCGGUAUCGCCAACACCGCUCUGUCCUCGCCCAUCGAGCACAUCCGUAUCCGCCUGCAGAGCCAGCCCCAUGGCGCUGCCCGCCUCUACGACGGCCCUCUCGACUGCGUCAAGAAGAUCUCCGCCCAGGGCGGCAUCGCCAAGGGCAUCUACCGCGGCACAUCGGUCACUCUGUUCCGUGAGUCCUUUGCCUACGGUUCCUGGUUCACCGCUUUCGAGUACAUGAUGAACCUUGACGCUGCCCGCAACGGUAUCGACCGCAAGGACAUCCCCAGCUGGAAGAUUGCCCUCUACGGUGGUCUUGCUGGUGAGGCCCUCUGGCUCGCUUCGUACCCCUUCGACGUCAUCAAGAGCAAGAUGCAGACCGACGGCUUCGGCGCCAACCAAAAGUACCCUACUAUGCGCUCCUGCUUCGCCCAGACCUGGAAGGCCGACGGUGCCGCUGGCUUCUUCAGAGGUAUUGCGCCUACUCUGGUUCGUGCCAUGCCUGUCAGCGCUGGUACCUUUGCCGUUGUCGAGAUGACUAUGCGUGCCAUUAGCUAAACGUUAUAUUCUCGACACUUUUUGCUGUUUCGGCUGUUUUCUGUUUUCUACGUUCAUGGGCUUCGUAUUUUUGGCAUCGGGGAGCAAUACCCCUUCAACUAGACACAUCUUUUCUUCACAAGAGACAAAAAGUUUUCUUCUUUACUUUUUUUGGCGCAACUAUACUUGGGUACUUUAUAAGCAACGGCGUUGUAUAUUAACAGGACUUGCAGGCAAAGGCUUGCCCUUAUCAUCAUUCAGAUAUAGCAAUUACUUCUAUUCAAAGCAUACCUAUGUACUCUACCAGUCUAUGAUGUUUCCUGGUUAUUACCAACCAAUGUUCUCGCUGUUUUCAACUCUACGCUGCAGAAUAGCUCUCGCGUUUCCAUUGCCCAGACCUUCUAAUCUCAGCUCCUCCAGCACCUUUCUUGCUUCGUCGUUGUCUUUGAAGACGCGGUCGCUAGCUUCUUUCAGUGUCAUCACGCCCGGUGUGCCUUCGGUAGGCAGGCUAAGAAGUCUUGUUCCCUCGGAUAGCAUGUCGAAAGCUCCGGCACCGCUAGGGAUAUAUCUCUCCACCAUCGCCAUCAGCGCCUGCUGAUCGAAUGCGAAUUGCGCCGCACCAAGAGUAGUGAAUGAUUGUCUCAUGAGAAUAGACGUCCACAGCAGGUCCUGUACUUUGCGCAGGGCUUCGCGCCAAACGCGACGGUAGCUUGCUGACGACAGCGUUUUGACCAGGAAUUCAAAGUUUUGCUUGAGAAUAGCAAGCGGCUCAUCUAGCUCUGGUGUGAUUGACAAGUCAGACAGGUCAUCAAGCAUGGCAGACUCGCCGACCGUCGUCCACUGCACCUUUUGGGCGUAGCCACGGAAAGCCUUGGUAUGCGCGUCUGUAAGUGAAGCGACGAGAAGAUCCUCGGCUGUCUUUCGGCGAGCAGCAAACGCGCUGAUAGUCUCAUCGAAUAUUGCGCCGUCCUUAUCGCGCGACGGCUGGAAAUCGUCUUCGGGAGCCUUGUCGCUACGCAACAGUUCGUCCCAUAGCACAGUGAAGAAUUCUUCGUCUCCCCAUUCCGUUAGGCAGUUGACUAUAUGAUCAGCGCUGCCAAUGACCUUGCAUAGAGUCUCGAGGGCUCCCAGUCCUUGCAGGGCAGCCAGCUGUUCCUUUGAAGCACCAUGGAGGGUACGACCUAGCGUCGAUGUCAUCGAUUGAUAGGCUUCUAGAGAGCCGCGCAGGCGAUCAUGGUACCCGUCUAAAAUGUCCAGCUGAAUUUUGGUGAGAAAUUUGACCUUGUACUUGGUCUUGCGAAGACGGUCAUACUUGGAUGUCACCGUACGUAACAGGUCGGUAGUACGGACGGCGGCAUAUGUCGGCUUCAUCUUGCCAGUUUCAGCAAAGUCAUAGUCAAUCUUGCGCGAGUCGUCAGAGUUCAUAAUAGAGUCAAAACGCUCUAGAGCAAAGGUCCUCUCUGCUUGGAACCACGCAUCAAAAUGCUCAUCCAAGACUUCUGCGGUAAGGCCUGGCCAACCGUCCUCAGAGUCACCGCCAUCGUAGUUGAACCGCGUUCGGAGGUUUUCGUCAAAGGUCAUCAGCUGUCCCAUAAAGCCACUCAGGAAUGAUGGGUUCAUGACUGCCUCAUCUGCAACAGCCAGCACCUUUUCGCGCAUAAUGGUUAGCAGCGACGUUAUCAGUGCGCAAACAGGGUCGACGUAGAUCAUUUUAUCUGCCGCCGACGUAUUCACGAACUUAGCAGCCAAAAGAUGGGCCAAGUUGUCGCGGAAGAAAUCUUCCCACUUCUCUACCGUCGAGAGAAACCACGGGAAGCAGUGCGUACCCAUGGACUGGGGAGCGCUGGUCGGCUUAUCGCUCAGGAAAUGGAAACGGAAUUCCGCCACAAAAAUCUUAGCCAUGACGUCCACUGGCAGCAAGGGGAUAAUAUCGGAGCUGUGUAGAAUCUCAGGCAUUUGCAGGUCAACCAGCUUCUCGAAGCAGGCCAGCCACUCUUGAUCCAUCUGAGACUCCUUAUCAACGCGGGGCCACUGGCGUUUAGUCAAGAUGGCAUCCAUUUCCACGGACAUAGUCUCCUUCAUUUCGUCCCAGAGUGUCUCUGCGACUUUUUCAACAUGCUCAACGAGAUGCAAGUCCUCUGACCCAGGGAGGCUGCGCAGUCUCAUGGCCAGCUGUUUCAGCUGCGAGUACGGCUCAAGAGCGGCCUUGGGACUAUCCGGCAAAUGCGACCUGGCUUCUUUGCGCAGGUUUUCCACAUCUUGCAACAUUAUGAGAUAUCGCUGGGCCAUGUCAACGGCCUUGAGCUUCUGCAUAGGCCGCUGCAGACGAGCGAUAGCCUCGCUGGGCGCAUCCGACGCAGCGGCAAUGUGGACGCGCUCGUCGAUACUGGCCUGGAGGGCAUUGAACUCAUCGAUUCGGAUCUGUAGCGUGUCCCCUCGGUCUUCGGUCGUGCGGCGGGCCUGCUCGAGAUCCUUGACGGCGUCGUCGAGCUGCGACUGGAGCUGGUUGCGCUGGAGCUCCACGGACGCGAGUAGCUCGUCAAGGGCUUCGAGGUCGGCAGGUGCCUGCAAUUUAUCGUCGAGAUAAUCUUCGACUCGAAUAUCAAUGUCGCCAUCAGGCGAGGGCGAGUCAAAUGACGACAUUUCGCCAAUUGUCGAGUUGGCGUGGAGGAGAUGCAGUUGAGUGAUGGAGAGUUGGUC